Hevea brasiliensis (rubber tree) is the source of this 3848-nucleotide messenger RNA. RefSeq names its product transcription factor GTE10. NCBI's taxonomy places the organism in Eukaryota, Viridiplantae, Streptophyta, Magnoliopsida, Malpighiales, Euphorbiaceae. Bases 959 to 3274 code for a protein of 771 amino acids. The transcript is spliced from 10 exons. Gene Ontology annotation, molecular function: protein binding. The record is from RefSeq and is a predicted model, not a curated record.
CAUCUCACGCUUCAAGCGCUCUCUCUCUUUCUCUCUCUCUCUCUCUCUCUACCUCUUUCUUGCCUCUGUUUUUUCUUUUCUCGUUUCGCUCUUUUGGUGAAGAAUAAUAGCGAAGAGCGGUUUCUGUCUAAUCUCAUUUUCUCUAGGGUUUGUACGAAUCAAAAGCUUGGGCGCGAGAUCCAGAUUUAGAAUUGGAUUUCUGGUGAAGGAUAAACCUCCUUAGUAGGGUUUUAUCGCACAUUGUAUUUGAGUUGUUCGGGUCGAUGCAUUUAUUUAGCUUCGAUUCGAUCUAGGGUUUUCACUUCUGGGUGUUUUUGCUCGAAGGAGCUUUGGUUGUUUCCUACGUAAGUAUAUAUAUUUUUCUUCUUUUUGAGGAUUUUAUUCUUUCGUGGAAAGUUUUGGGCGAUAGGGAUAAAUUAUUUAUUUAGUGUGCGGAUUUCUUGUCGGAUUCUAGGUUUCAUGGUUUGUAUUUUAGGCUUUGGGAGGGUUAAUAUUGCUUGAAUUCAGUGAACUCGGGGAUUUCAGGCUUUUAUUAAAGGACCAUUUAGAAUUCUUUCGCCAUUGGAGAUGAUGAAUUUUUGUUAGCGACCCAGUUGAAUGGUAAUUUUCAUUCUUUGUUCCUCCACAUUAUUUACUUUCAGGAGGGCUACUGUGUGUGUUGAGCCUUUUUGGUUAAACUCCAAACAUGUUGCAAGAAAAAGGAUCAAUAAUGUCCAAAGAAGGGAACUGCUGGUGCUAUUGAAUUGAAAUUAUUGUUAUAUUGACCUCCUUCCUGAAAAUUUUAAAAAUUUUGAAUAAAAUUUGUCCUGUUGAAAAUCAAAGCUAAUUAUAUUGCGAACCAGAAGCUGAGCAUUGCCAUGAUAUUGCACCUUACGGAUAUCCAUAUUUAUUGAAAGUGAGCUGAGGAAUAAAACUUAAUUGUCAAAGUUGACAUGUGCAGUUAUUGGGAGUUAAUCUUAUGGCGCCAACUGUUCCUAUAGAGUUUGUUGGACAGAAGGAAUCAAGGAAGUGUUGGCUUCCACAACCAAUGGGGAAAUCAAGGAAGUACUCUAAAGGGCAUUCCUCUGAUUUUAUUCCUGAGUACAGGCAUGCUGUUGAGACUGUUGGUGAAUCUGAGGGAUUUGGGAGUUCUGGGCGAGUUGACGCUGAAAUGACAGCAUCGGAGGAUUCAUAUGCUCCCAAGAGGAAAUGUAUGAGUCUGAAUCUAGAUGGUUAUGAUGGUUUUGGCGUCCCAAUGCAAGUCUUGCCAUUGUCAAAGAUGCCAAGGUCAGAGAGGAAGGAUUUAGAAUUUAAGUUGAAAAGAGAACUUGAGCAGGUCAGGGUCCUUCAAAGGAAAGUGGCUUCUUUGAGUUCGAAUGCAGUCGUAUUAUCACCUUCCAGUGAUAUUAGGAGUUGCAGUGAUGGCCAAAAGAGGCCUCCGCUAGAGGGCUUGCACAAGUCUUUUGAAGUAUCAGCUCCACAGAGCAAGAAACGGCCUCCUCCGGUUCGUAAUGGGGCCCAACUAAAAAAGAGUUCAUAUAGACGUCCUGAACCAGCAAAGCCAGCUGCAGCAGUGAGUACUUCUAAUGCCAUGUGGAUGAAACAGUGUGAAACCUUACUAAACCGUAUGUUGGCACAUCAAUUUGGUUGGGUUUUCAGUGAACCAGUCGAUGUGGUGAGGUUGAACAUACCGGAUUAUUUCACUGUCAUUAAAAAUCCAAUGGAUUUGGGUACGGUGAAGAGCAAGAUUGCUUCAGGUGCAUAUUCAAGUCCACUGGGGUAUGCUGCAGAUGUGCGAUUAACUUUCUCAAAUGCAAUGAAGUACAACCCACCUGGAAAUGAUGUCCAUUUCAUGGCUGAGACACAAAGUAAAUACUUUGAAGUGAGAUGGAAAGCUAUAGAGAAGAAGCUUCCUGUGACCAUUAAUGUGGAGUCAGUGCCUCCAAGAGCUGGUGUUCCUAUGGAAAUGGAAACAAAUAUUGGUAGUCUUCCUGCAAAAAAGAAGAAAAGUGCACCAAAUGACAAGAAGUUCAAGUUGGAGCCUGUUAGGCAGAUAAUGACUGAUGAGGAUAAGCAUAAGUUGAGCGCUGAAUUGGAAGCAUUGCUGGCUGAAUUACCUGAUGCCAUUAUUGAAUUUCUAAAAGAGCAUAGUCAUAAUGCUGACCAGAAUGGUGAGGAUGAAAUUGAGAUUGAUAUUGAUGCUCUCUGUGAUGAUACAUUGUUUAAAUUGCGGAAGCUUUUGGAUGAUUAUUUACUUGAGAAACAGAAAAACCGGGCCAAAACAGAACCAUGUGAAAUGGAGCUUUUUAAUAGGUCUCGGUUUAGCAAUUCAUCAUUGCAACGUUGCAAAGGCAAUGAACCAGUUGAUGAAGAUAUAGACAUUGUUGGUGGAAAUGACCCUCCUAUUUCAAGUUACCCUUCAGUAGAGAUAGAGAAGGAUGCAGCCCAAAAGAACAGUAAAUGCAGUAGUUCAAGUAGCACUAGUAGUGAAUCAGGCUCUUCUUCUGGUGAUUCGGAUUCUGGCAGUUCAUCCGGGAGUGAAUCAGAUGCAGCUAAAGCAUCAGUUCCUGGUGCUGUGACAAAGGAAGUCUUGGUAUCUGGAGAAAAUUUAGACCAAAAAAGAAGUGUGGACAGUCCAGAAAUUGGGAAUCAAUCUGCAAAUGGAUUGGCCAAAAUUGAUCCAAAGUCGUGGGGUAAGCCAAUUACUGCUGAGACCGAUGGCCAGCAAGAGGGGGAGAGUGCUCCACCUGGGAGACAAGUCUCCCCGGAUAAGCUCUAUCGUGCAGCUUUAUUAAGGAACCGUUUUGCGGACACAAUACUAAAAGCUCGAGAAAAGGCACUUGAAAAGGGUGAAAAGUGGGAUCCUGAGAAAUUGCGUGUGGAGAGGGAGGAACUUGAGCGGCGGCAAAAAGAAGAAAAGGCUCGGAUGCAAGCUGAGGCCAAGGCUGCUGAAGAAGCUCGAAGGAAAGCUGAAGCUGAAGCAGCAGCUGAAACAAAAAGGAAGAGGGAACUGGAAAGAGAAGCUGCACGUCAAGCAUUGCAACAGAUGGAAAAGACUGUUGAGAUUAAUGAGAACAGUCAGUUAAUGGAAGACCUUGAAAUGCUAAGGACUGCACAUGAUGAAGAGUUAUCGAGCUUGGUGGAGGAGACAAGCCCAGAUUUCAUUCUUCAAGGGAGUUGUAACCCAUUGGAGCAACUGGGACUAUACAUGAAGAAUGAUGAGGAGGAGGAAGUCGAACCACCCCAAAAUGUUUCAGAGUUAGACAAAGAUGUUGAGGAAGGAGAAAUUGAUUGAUGAGGCUUUUGUUUAUAUUAUUCUGUCAAUUCAAGGAUUUUAGGAAAUGGCUUUCCUGAAAGCUAUGGGUGUGCUGUGCAUUUUGGAUCUCCUCCCAUCUCUUCCACGGUCCAGUUAUAUGGGAACAUUAUGUUGUACCCUGUUCCUAAUUGACAUCGGGUGCCAAAUCCUAUGAAAGAAAUGAAACUUAACAAGAGUCUUUGGAGAAACAUGAUCAGCAGUAUGGCUUUUCGCUGUCAUCUGUGUUAAUUGUCAGUCUCGAUUUGGGGAAAUAGGUUGAAAGUUGGGAUAUGAUUAGCCAUGCGAGUGACUACUGAGCUGUGGGCUAGUGAUGAACGAGGGGCCUGAGUUUGUGGUUUGUAAAAAGGGUAUUUGUAGUUUGUAUGGAGUGAUGCACUUUUUGACUGCAUCUUACCGGAGUUGAGGAGACAUUCUAUUUGUUGUUUGAGUUGGUGGAUUGGGAGAAGGGUGUAAGAUGUAAAUGUCAAUUUUAGGCAGGAGAGUAAAACUAGGAAUUGUAAUAUGGUGUUGUUGAGUCACAUGGAAAUGACAUUCUUUAUUUCUGUUUUUCUUA